GCUUCCACGCGCCAGAGAACGGAGGAAGAGCGGCGCUUCAACAUGGCGGACCUCGAAGACGUUACGCUGGACGGGAGACCGCUUCAUUCCCUCCGAGUGGCGGAUUUGAAAGCAGCCUUGGAGGAGAGAGGGCUGUCGAAGAGCGGACAGAAGAAUGCCCUCAUCAAGCGGCUCAAAGGGGCUCUCAUGCUGGAGAACCUGCAGAGAACCUCGACCCAUCAUGUUGGUCUUCAGCCAAACUCGCAGAUUGGGGAGGAGAUGAGUCAGAACAGCUUCAUUAAACAGUACCUUGCAAAGCAACAGGAACUUCUGAGGCAGCGUCUGGAGAGAGAGGCACGCGAGGCGAUUGAAACCGAUGAGCAGAAAGACCAUACGGAGGCGAAUGAUAACACGUCUUCUGCACCAGAUGAGGAUUCUGCCCCUGCAUUAGUUGACCAGAAUAAACCUGUUGCCCCAGUUGGUGAGGGGCGUGGUGUCACAGUAAGGGACGGCAAUGCACAUCCAUCACCCUCAACACUUGGCCCACCGGGGUCCGUCAGGGUCAUGGGUGAGAGGCAUCCAACUUCAAGUCAUGUACCUGUUGAUAGUGAUGAGGAUAGCGAGGCUGGAGAAGAUGACAAUGAUGAGGAAGAAGAAUGGAGCGUGAGUGCCCAACAGAGUAACAGAGCAGAACUGCCAAGAAGGCAACCAACAAGAGAGAAGUCUGGGGGUUCUCGUCUGCAGCAGCCCCCACCACACAUUCCCGUGCAGCUCAGGCAGCCGACUCCUCCUCCCUCACCUCCCCCUGAGCUUUCCUUCCCUCUCCCAGACACCCCGAAACAGAGUCCUCCAAGUCCAGAUGAAAUGUCUUCUAGACAGCGCACGUCCAGCACAUCAGGCUCUGGAAGCUCUAGCAGCGGUAGUCGUAGCAGCAGCCCUGAACCAGCAAAUGAUUUUACUGAACGCAGGCCACGUCCACUCACCCUGCUCGCACAGAAAAUGGAGUCAGAGGGGGCUUUCUCUGGAGUAGGACGACGUAGUUGUGAGGAGGAAGACGACAGCACUGACGUUCCCUCCACAUUUCCAGAUGGAGGCCACCCAGAAGGAGAUUUAUCUGCCUUUACGCACAUGGCUAAUGUGUCCUAUCCUGGCUCAAUGAUGUCCAAACAAGGAGUCACUUUUCCUCAGAGCCAGGAUUCUGUAGGUCUUGUCAGGGAUGUUAGGAAACGUCGAGCCUUGGGACGUGAUAGGCAGCAAAGUGAAGAAGCUCUUAAGAGAGAGGCAGAAGAAAGAGAGAGAAUUGUGCAACAGGAAAGGGAAGAAAAGCAGCAAGCUUUGGAGAGACAGAGACUAGAGAGGGAACAAGCUCUGGAGAAGGAGAGACUGGAGAGGGAACAAGCUUUGGAGAGGGAAAGGCUGGAGAAGGAAAGGAAGGAGCGAGAAGAAGCUUUGGAGAGGGAGAGGCUGGAGAAGGAAAGGAAGGAGCGAGAAGCAGCUUUGGAGAGGGAGAGGUUGGAGAAGGAAAGGAAGGAGCGAGAAGCAGCUUUGGAGAGGGAGAGGCUGGAGAAGGAAAGGAAGGAGCGAGAAGAAGCUUUGGAGAGGGAAAGGCUGGAGAAGGAAAGGAAGGAGCGAGAAGAAGCUUUGGAGAGGGAGAGGCUGGAGAAGGAAAGGAAGGAGCGAGAAGCAGCUUUGGAGAGGGAGAGGUUGGAGAAGGAAAGGAAGGAGCGAGAAGCAGCUUUGGAGAGGGAGAGGCUGGAGAAGGAAAGGAAGGAGCGAGAAGAAGCUUUGGAGAGGGAGAGGCUGGAGAAGGAAAGGAAGGAGCGAGAAGAAGCUUUGGAGAGGGAGAGGCUGGAGAAGGAAAGGAAGGAGCGAGAAGAAGCUUUGGAGAGGGAGAGGCUGGAGAAGGAAAGGAAGGAGCGAGAAGAAGCUUUGGAGAGGGAGAGGCUGGAGAAGGAAAGGAAGGAGCGAGAAGAAGCUUUGGAGAGGGAGAGGCUGGAAAAGGAAAGGAAGGAGCGAGAAGCAGCUUUGGAGAGGGAGAGGCUGGAGAAGGAAAGGAAGGAGCGAGAAGAAGCUUUGGAGAGGGAGAGGCUGGAGAAGGAAAGGAAGGAGCGAGAAGAAGCUUUGGAGAGGGAAAGGCUGGAGAAGGAAAGGAAGGAGCGAGAAGAAGCUUUGGAGAGGGAGAGGCAGGAGAAGGAAAGGAAGCGAGAAGCAGCUUUGGAGAGGGAGAGGCAGGAGAAGGAAAGGAAGGAGCGAGAAGCAGCUUUGGAGAGGGAGAGGCUGGAGAAGGAAAGGAAGGAGCGAGAAGAAGCUUUGGAGAGGGAGAGGCUGGAGAAGGAAAGGAAGGAGCGAGAAGAAACUUUGGAGAGGGAGAGGCAGGAGAAGGAAAGGAAGGAGCGAGAAGAAGCUUUGGAGAGGGAGAGGCUGGAGAAGGAAAGGAAGGAGCGAGAAGAAGCUUUGGAGAGGGAGAGGCUGGAGAAGGAAAGGAAGGAGCGAGAAGAAGCUUUGGAGAGGGAGAGGCAGGAGAAGGAAAGGAGGGAGCGAGAAGAAGCUUUGGAGAGGGAGAGGCAGGAGAAGGAAAGGAAGGAGCGAGAAGAAGCUUUGGAGAGGGAGAGGCUGGAGAAGGAAAGGAAGAAGCGAGAAGAAGCUUUGGAGAGGGAGAGGCUGGAGAAGGAAAGGAAGGAGCGAGAAGAAGCUUUGGAGAGGGAGAGGCUGGAGAAGGAAAGGAAGGAGCGAGAAGAAGCUUUGGAGAGGGAGAAGCUGGAGAAGGAAAGGAAGGAGCGAGAAGAAGCUUUGGAGAGGGAGAAGCUGGAGAAGGAAAGGAAGGAGCGAGAAGAAGCUUUGGAGAGGGAGAGGCUGGAAAAGGAAAGGAAGGAGAGAGAGCAAGCUUUGGAGAAGGAGAGGCUGGAGAAGGAAAGGAAGGAGCGAGAAGAAGCUUUAGAGAGGGAUAGGCUGGAGAAGGAAAGACAGGAGAGAGAGCAAGCUUUGGAGAGGGAGAGGCUGGAGAAGGAAAGGAAGGAGCGAGAAGAAGCUUUGGAGAGGGAUAGGCUGGAGAAGGAAAGACAGGAGAGAGAACAAGCUUUGGAGAGGGAGGAGUUAUUGAAGAAGGAGAAAGGGAAGGAAACUGCAGCUUUGUCAGAGGAGCAGGAGAGCUUGAAGACUAUGCCGAGUGACGGGAAAGCAACGAGCGAGAAAGAAAGUGACAGCUGUGUUCCAUCCUUGAAGCAUGAUGGAGGACAAAUGGAAGGCGAAGAGACCCAAACUGGGGCCACAGAUCAGUCUGUGGAGCCUCAUUCACCUGCUGUUAAAACUCCCUCAUUUCCACAGUCCCCUUCCAAGAAGUUUCGUCUUCUCAGAGAUCCCGUGAAAGAUGCUUCGUCGCCACUAAAAAUGCCUCAUCCCCUCUCUGACAGUUCAGUGCCACAGUCUGCAUCUCUCAUCCGUUCUCCAAGCAAACCAAAAGAACUAGUUCAAAAUGAGGAGCAUGUAUUUCAAACGUCACCACAAUUAUCAAAGCAAGAUGUUUUUGUCUCAGCAUCUCAUCACCAAGACAAGAAAACCUCAGAGAUUGAUAUACCUGUGCGAAGAAAGUCUUCAGAAGAGGAUAAACACAUAAAUGUAGAACGUGAAACCACCCUGGUACCAUCCCCCUACAAGGCAGGCUGUGAAGGUUCACAGAAUGAAUCAAGCCAGAAGGCUGAGCAUGAGCUGUCCAAGGAAGCAAGUACUGUAAAGAAGACCUCUUCAUGCCCUCAUUCCUCACCAGGGCAGCAAGAGAGGGAAAGGAAGAAUGAAAAGAGAGGAAGACGGCGCUCGUCCACCAGUGACUCCUCUUCUGACUCGGACUCAGCAUCUUCAUCUUCAUCACGUUCCUCUGGUUGUUCAUCUUCCUCGCAGGAUAAAACGUGCUCCCCGUCAGGUGGUCUGAGGUCAGAAAAGACGAAGAGAGAUUCCUUGAUUCAGGAGAAAGAAAAUGUUGAUCAAAGUGUGAGUGUCACCAACAAACCAGUCACGCCACAAAACAGAAAAUAUGGCUCCACGCAGGAAAAAGAAGCGAACAGCGAGGACAUCAUUCCAAGCAAGAAGCCUCGCCUCAAGGUACUGGAUGAAAAGAAGGAAUUAAGUGAGAGAAAAGAAGACUCUGAAGAGGAGGAUGCUGCUAAAACAGAUGCUGAAAGCAGUAGUGUUGUGAAAGAGGCAGCGAUGGCAGAGCCUGAGAAGGUUCCCGAGGGCACUGAGGAGAGCACCACCCCAAAGGCGUUUUCAGCCCGUAGGAUCUCUUUGAGCAGCAGUAAACCUUCACCUGGCGCAGGGAGCUCCGAGGGGGAGACAGAGACUGCUGCUGGAACUGCCACAGUAGUAGGCAGGAAAAGGAGAUGGGGCUCAAGCACUACUGUCACUGCCAAGAAACCCUCCAUCAGCAUCACCACAGACUCUCUGAAAUCAUUGAUUCCAGAUAUCAGGUCAGGUCUGGCUCAAGAAGCUGUGCUGGAUCUGCACCCAGAGGAGAUGCAUCUUUCUGGGGAAGAGGACAGAGGAGAAAGAGGAGACCAGGAUCUGAAGAUCAGGCGAACUGUUACGCAGGUUGUACCUUCUGAGACUCAAGAGAAUGGACAGAAGGAAUCCAAACCCACUGAGCAUGAGGAGGAAGAGGAGGAUGGAGAAGGAAAAGAUGGCCUCUCGCUGGAAAACAAAUUGGAGGCUUCCAUGGAGACAGAGCCAUCUUUACCUCGGCAACAUGUGGAUAUAAAGACUGUAACUACCAGUGAGACCCUGUUUCGUCGCUCUAUCAGCCAGCAAAAAUCAGGCGUGAGCAUCACCAUUGAUGACCCAGUCCGUACUACUAAGCAGCCUUCUCCUCCCCGUGGCAAAGUCUCCAACAUUGUUCACGUCUGCAACCUGGUGAGACCGUUCACCCUGGGGCAGCUGAAGGAGCUGCUGAACCGCACAGGCACCAUAGUAGAAGAGGGCUUCUGGAUCGACAAAAUAAAAUCUCACUGCUAUGUCACAUACUCCAGUGCAGAAGAGGCACAGGCCACUCGUGCGGCCCUGCAUGGGGUGAAAUGGCCCCAGAGCAAUCCAAAGUUCCUCAGUGUAGACUUCUGCCAACAGGAUGAGUUGGACUUUCACAGAGGUCUGCAAACAGGAGAGCGGUCGGCAGAGGAGGAGAGAGGAGCCGUAGCUGGUCAUGGUCUCCGUCCUGCUGGCCCACCGCCUCUUCUCCACCAAGAGCGGGAACUGUGGGCUGAGCGCGAGCGAGAGAUGGAGAGGAGGGAGAGGGCUGGUGCCGAGCGAGAAUGGGAUCGAGAUAAGGUCCGGGAUUUCGGGAAACCUGGAGAUGAAGGGGGCGCCCGACGAUCCCGGUCCAGGGACAGAGAGAGGAAGCGCAAGGAGAGAGGAAAGAGUAAAGAAAAGAAGGCUGACAAGAAGGAGAAAGCACCAGAAGAGCCACCUGCAAAAUUGUUAGAUGACCUGUUUUGCAAAACCAAAACAACUCCUUGUAUUUACUGGCUCCCGCUCACGGAAGAACAGGCAGCACAAAGGGAAGCGGCACGAGCCGAGAGGAUGAGGGAGCGAGAGAAAAGGAGGAAGGAGCUCCAGCAGGAGGAGGAUAAGAAACGAGAGGAGGAGCGUAGGGACAGGUUAAAGAGUGGCAGUGGGGGAGGGGAGGGUGAGAGAGAGCGGGACAGGGACAGAGAGCGAGAAAGAGGCAGGGAUCGAGAGGGAGACAAACGGAGAGACGCGUAUCGCAGGCCUGGGGCAGGCGGUGCCGGCGGGAGCAGGCGGUCUCGCAGCCGUAGUGACCCCCCACCCAGAGACAAACGGCGCUGAUGUCCACACGGGGCAAUCUGGAGCUGACUGACCCGUACGCACUCUUCCUGUGCGUACUGUAAAAGCCUGAGGACAUCACUUUCUGUCUGUCUCCCACCAAACACAGUCAGGACUUUGUGUCUCCAUAUAGACAGCUGUCUUGGUGUCUUCUACCUGGGAACUGAGAUGACUCCAGUAUUUCCCUUUCAGUAUUAUGAGACUAUUGAUGUAAGUGGGGUUGCCAUGAAUUUCCUUCUUGUUUACUUCCCCAAACAUGUAGGGAACAGGGCUUUUAAACUACAUGACGUCACUGCUGGUGCUUUGACCGCAGUUGAAGGGCUCUCUGCCCAUAUGUGUCAGACCUUUUAGGUUCACAGUGCUUAUCUAGGAUCAAACUGCCGUUCAUACCUUCAAAUUACAGACUCAUGGACCGGAGGGAGCUGAUCCUGGAUUGCACACGUACUUUAAAGUUUGAUGCAUAAAACACUAUGCUUCAGUCUCUUUGUCCUUUCCAUUUGUUGAGAGGUUCUCCAUUCCCUCCUUCAGAGUAGACUAAAGAAUGAAGAUCAAGGAGAAGAGCGUCAUCCAGAUCUACUUCAUCUUCUGGAACAUUCCUGUCCCCUGUUCUUGGUCUCUGUGUUGUCUCAUGCCCCUUUGGCUAUCCUUUCACCAUUGUCCCAGCAUGGAGAAAGGGAUGGAUAUUUAGCCUCCUCACAUUUGAUUUUUUUAAG
Colossoma macropomum (tambaqui) is the source of this 6518-nucleotide messenger RNA. It is a transcript of the gene acin1a, whose product is annotated as apoptotic chromatin condensation inducer 1a. Gene Ontology annotation, molecular function: RNA binding. The transcript is spliced from 18 exons. The record is from RefSeq and is a predicted model, not a curated record. NCBI's taxonomy places the organism in Eukaryota, Metazoa, Chordata, Actinopteri, Characiformes, Serrasalmidae. Bases 43 to 5808 code for a protein of 1921 amino acids.